Linnemannia hyalina is the source of this 630-nucleotide messenger RNA. Lineage: Eukaryota; Fungi; Mortierellomycota; Mortierellomycetes; Mortierellales; Mortierellaceae. The record is from the annotation of a GenBank genome assembly.
AUGUCCCACACUCUCAAGGUUACCAUUCACCAGGCCGAGCACCUCGAGGACGUCGAGCGCUUCGGCAAGAACGACCCCUAUGCUCGCGUCUCCUUGACCGUCGACGGCAAGUACCCCGCAAAGACCCAGGUCAUCAAGAACGCCGGUAAGGAGGCCGCCUGGAACAAGACUGUGGAGGUCCCCGACUACAACCCCCAGGAGCAGGAUACCCUCUACCUCGAGAUCCUCGAUGAGGAGACUGGUUUCGACGAGCCCAUCGCCUUCACCGCCAUCCCCCUCCACCAGGUCCUCUCCGCCCAGGGACAUGCCAUCCGUGGCCGCUUCGGGCUUCACACCACCGGAGGCAAGACAAAGGGUGAGGUCCUCGUCUCCAUCGUUGUCAUCAGCCCCGGCCAGACUGAGGGUGCCCACCCCCAGACUGAGAUCCGCGGUGAGGUCAGGCUCGACUCUGCCCAGCAGAAGCGCAUCAACAGCCUUUCCCGCAAGGAGAAGGCUGGUGAUCUUGGAACUGCCGCUCUCCUCAUUGGUGCCGUCGUUGGUGCCAAGGCCCUCCAUGACGGUCAAAAGGAUGCCAAGAAGGUCGCCCAAGAUGAGCAAGAGAAGGCCAAGGCCGAGAACCGCGAGUACUAA